Messenger RNA from Parnassius mnemosyne (clouded apollo), 1494 nucleotides. The record is from the annotation of a GenBank genome assembly. Lineage: Eukaryota; Metazoa; Arthropoda; Insecta; Lepidoptera; Papilionidae.
AUGCGUAGCAUAGUACUUUUGUUUGUUUACACUGUUUGUGCGUCAGAUCUCACAGAGUACUAUGAUAAACGGUACAAAAUCCUACUUGACGAAGCCCUUUUAACUGUAGGCGGUAACAUUUCCCUCAGCGAUAAGGAAACCGCGGUCAACAACUGCCUGAUGAGGCACAAGUUCAACGAAAUUGAUUAUUGGUUGAACAACCCUAGAUAUUUUAACUGUUCACACCAUUACUUCGCUUAUAAAGACAACAUCCCAUCUUCUAAAGUGUACAAGAUUAUAAAGAAUAUACCUAAAGGAGCUGCACUACAUGUCCACGACAUGGGACUCCUAGGCCCCGAUUAUCUUAUGAACGUGACGUAUUUAGAGAAUCUCUAUGUUUGCUUCGGAAGCAAUUUGCUUUUAACCUUUGCCAGUAAAAAGCCAAAUACGUCUUGUGAAAGUCAAUGGCAACUUAUGAGCGAAGCUAGACGUGCAUCUAAUAAUAUUGCUAAAUUCGACGCGGAGUUGAAAAAACAUUUUACAUUAGUAGUAAAGAACCCUGACGAAGUUUACCCGAGUAUAAAAGAAACUUGGGGAGCAUUUAUGCAGUACUUCAUUACUGUCGCACCAAUGCUCUCUUACAGGCCAAUAUGGGAGCAAUAUUUCUAUGACGCAUUAAAGAAAUUCAGAGAAGACAAUAUCAUGUACAUUGAAGUGAGAAGUAUCCUGCCCAGUUUGUAUGAGUUAGAUGGCACAACUUAUGAUCCAUUGAUCACAGCCAGAACUUAUAAGAAGGUGAUAAAACAGUUUAUGAGAGAACAUAAAGACUUUAUAGGGGCGAAACUAAUAUAUGCACCUUCGAGGCGAGUGAAUAAUGCAAAAUUAGAAGACUAUAUCUUGUUAGCGAGAAGGAUUAAGGAGAGUAUGCCUGAUACUUUUGCCGGCUUCGAUUUAGUAGGACAAGAAGAUAUAGGAAGCCCGUUAAUAGAGUUCGUCCCUAGAUUAUUGGAAACUUCUUCGGAGAUGAGUUAUUUCUUUCACGCAGGAGAAACUGAUUGGUACGGAACAUUAACUGACGAAAAUCUUGUAGAUGCAAUUUUGCUUGGAGCGAAAAGAAUUGGUCAUGCUUACGCUCUUCCCAAGCAUCCUGUUAUUUUAAACGAAGUGAUAAAAAGAGAUAUUGGCUUGGAAAUAAACGUAAUAUCAAAUACAGUUCUAUCUUUAGUGCGUGAUAUACGUAACCAUCCCUUGAGUACUUUCCUUGCUCAAGGGUUGCCAGUUGUACUCUCGAGUGACGAUCCUGGAGUAUGGGAGGCCGAUCCUUUGUCUGAGGAUUUUUACAUAGCCUUUGUCGCGGUAGCUAGUAGACUGUCGGAUUUAAGAAUGCUUAAACAACUGGCUCUGAAUUCUAUAAAAUACAGCGCUCUCGACUCCGCAUCUAAAUCUCGCGCAUUGCGCACUUUUCACUUUAAAUGGAAUGAUUUUAUUAAUAAUUUUAAUUGUUCUAUGUAUUAA